This is a messenger RNA of Talpa occidentalis (Iberian mole), 2007 nucleotides long. Its product is annotated as adenylate kinase 9-like. Gene Ontology annotation, cellular component: axoneme; ciliary basal body. The coding region runs from base 142 to 1497 and encodes 451 amino acids. NCBI's taxonomy places the organism in Eukaryota, Metazoa, Chordata, Mammalia, Eulipotyphla, Talpidae. The transcript has 9 exons. The record is from RefSeq and is a predicted model, not a curated record. Gene Ontology annotation, biological process: regulation of flagellated sperm motility; sperm axoneme assembly; regulation of cilium beat frequency.
GAUGAAUUUAUGAAAUGGAAUAAGUUUUAAUGUUUUUCAGUUGCCCAAAAACUGGCAAGUCAUUGUGGCUUAAAGCAUUUGUCAGUAGGAGGCGCUUUGCGUUAUAUAUUAAACAACCAACCAGAUACAGAACUGGCAAUUAUGUUAAAGUGGCAUCUUUAUAAAGGAAUGACAGUACCUGAUGAACUAGCUAUUCAAGCCCUAGAAAUAUCUCUGAUGGAAAAUAUAUGCAAUACUGCAGGUGCUGUCAUUGAUGGAUACCCUGUAACUUACUCUCAAGUGAGUAUCUUGGAAGCCAGGUCCAUCAUCCCAAUGAUCAUCUUUGAGUUGGAUGUGCCUUCCAAAGAGAUUUUCAAAAGACUGCUCCUGGAAAAAAACAAGGGACCAAGUUUGCCUUACCCAUUACACAACAGUGCACAGAUUAUAGCUGUCAGGAACUCAAGCUACAACAAAAAUGUUGAUGAAAUUAAGCAAUAUUAUGAAAAACAGCAUCAGAACUGGUAUGUGAUUGAUGGAUUCCACAGCAAAUGGUGGGUAUGGAAUGAAGUCAUUAAGAAAAUUCAUAUGGUGAAUAGUUAUAUACAGAAAUAUCUGGAAAGAAUAAAAGCAGGAAAAGCUGCCCACAUUGACAAGUUAUGUAUCACACCUGAAGAGCUUGCUUCUCGCCUGGGCGAAUUUGGACAGUUCUGCCCUGUCAGCCUGGCAGAAUCAUAUGAAUUAAUUGAUUGCUCGGAAACUGAGUCCUUGGAAUUUGCAGCUGAGUUCAGAGGGCACUAUUAUAAAAUGAGUUCUCAAGAAAAACUGAACAAAUUUUUGGAGAACCCAGAAUUAUAUGUGCCUCCAUUAGCUCCUCAUCCACUCCCAUCUGCCAACAUGAUGCCCAAAAAGCUGACACUGUCAGAGUUGAAGAGUCGAUUCCCUAAGUGUGCUGAGCUCCAGGGCUACUGUCCUGUGACCUACCAGGAUGGAAAACAAAGAUAUGAAGCCCUAGUACCUGGUAACAUUAACUAUGCUUUAGAAUAUCGUGAUCAUAUAUAUAUUUGUGAAAGUAGAGAAAAACUCGAGAAAUUUUUGAGAUUUCCGCUGAAAUACUGGGACCAGAAGCUUCCACAUAAACUUCCUCCAUUAAAGGAACCAGUACCUCUUACUAGUCUUCCUUUGCCUGGGUAUCUGGAGCAGGGUAUGGCAACUUCUCUGAUUAAAGCAAUGAAUGCAGCAGGAAGCAUAAAGCCCAAAUUCCCUUUCUUAAGUGUAAGAAGAUCUGUGCUACUAUUUAUAGCAUUUCAUCUAAAAGCCUUUAAUCCCAAAGGUUCUGAAUAUUCAAGAAAAAAGUACAAGAGGAAGAUGGAGCUGUUUUUAGAGAGAUGUGAACUCAUCACUUACCUGAGUGCCAAGAUGACUAAAAAAUACAAGGAACCUCAGUUUAGAGCCAUUGACUUUGAUCAUAAAUUACAGACCUUUGUCUCUCUCAGAAAUAUAGACCCAGCUAAUGAAUAGCUUGCUUGGUAACUGCAACCAGAAUCUCAAGUUAUCUGAAAGAGAUAAAAGGAAGUAGAUUGAAGAUCUGAUCCCCUCUGAUGUGUUUUUCCCUCCUGAAUGAAGUAGCACUUCAUUUUGAGUCUGCCAGCCUUCAAACAGACUCAAAGCCCUGCCAGGCAGGAAGGCGUGCUCUUUCAUAAGCACACAUUUAACAUCAUUUUAAAGUUUGUUCCUCAUAGCCUGAUCUUUCAUACUUUAACAAAAUAGUUAUUCCAUUUAGAACUCCAUUUAGAAUAUAUAACUUAAUGUAUGUAAUAAAGCUAUUGUUCCUUUUCCUCUUUAACAUUUUCAGUAGAAAAGUCAGUUUCUGCUCAAGAAAGCUACCAAUUUAUUGUUAGAAAGCUUCAAGAAAGAAAGUUAAUGGUGAUGUAAAUAAACAGAAAUAUUGAUUAUACUUUUCAUAUAGGAGUUGUUAGCAAACUUUUAAAUGUAAGACACUUCAUUAUUUUCCCCACAAAAUAAAUGAAU